AUGGAGGCCGCCAUCCGCUUCUCCCAAAACUCGUUUCCAGGGAACCCACAAAGAUUCUUAUACGUUGAUGUCGUCGGGAAAUCAUUCAGGCUGUGCAACAUCACCAAACAGACCAAAAGGACUUUCAAAUAUGAGGCUAUUCAUACUUCGACCAAAGUUCCAGCAUUUCGCGCCUUCGACUGGCAUCCCCUCAACGAGGAUCUGGUUGUUGUCGGUCAGGCUGGGGGCGAAGCCACUCUUUUGAACAUAGCUGAGGGUCAACAGGACUCCUUAUCCUUUCAAGUCAGGAGUCAGCGCCUUUGCAACGCCGUGGCUCUCAACACUCAAAACCUCUUAGCCGCAGGCCUCGACAAAGUGAGGACAGAUUUUUGUCUCAACAUAUGGGAUUUCAACCAGCGGCUCCCUGCACCAGGGUCUAAGGGUUUUUCCAAGAAUUAUUCGGAUCCCCUCCAUAAAUUGGCAAGUGGGGAGCCCAUCACCAGUUUGAAGUUCUUUCAGGACGACCCUACACUUUUAGUUGCGGGGGUCAAAGGUCAAUUCGUCAGACUGUACGAUCUGCGAGAGCCAUCUAUUGGCAACGGACUUCAGUUCGCUACUAGGUGUGUUCAUAAUCUGGCCAUCGAUUGGCUGGACGAGAACUACUUUGCCUCUUGCUAUCCUACGAACGACCCUUCGAUAUGUGUUUGGGAUCGGAGAAUGAUUAGCCGUGUCAACACCCCACAGAUGGGCUUCACUGGGGGCUCUCAUAAUGAAAACCGCCAACCUGAGCUGUCCUUGGAGUUGAAGAGCGUCGUGGAAAGUCCAGGGACAAUUUGGAGCGUGAGAUUUUCCAAGGCCGAGCGAGGAUGCUUGGGCGUUCUUUCCAGUACCGGGCAACUAAAAGUAUACAAUCUGGGAAAAGACUUUUCUUCGGAGACCUACAGGGUUGAAAAUGACGGAGGUCAUGAUCUCUCAUGGGAGACCAGCGCACCACAGGAAAUCUUCCUCGAUCGAGCUCAAGAUAUCGAGAAGCAAUAUGCCAUCGCCUCCGCUCCAAGGGACGAGAAAUCGAGGGUCGUGUCCUUCGACUUCACAACAGCCACGACAAAUAUGAGGCAAUCGAGGAUGCUGGCACUUGAUGGACGAGGCCAAGUCAAGGUCACAUCCCCAAGCCCUCCGCCAGGACCGUCAGCUCUCUCUUCGACUGGAUAUCUGUGCAAGGGCAGCCACUUCGUCGAACAAACACCCACUGCCACGAUUGAACCAGGAAUUCUGAUCGACCAAGUUCGCCGCCGAGCUCAGCCCCGAAACGUUCUCAGGCAAACCAUCAGGCAAUCGCGACUAAACAGGACGAUUUCUGAUGCAAGACGGAUGUCGAGCCUCGAUGAUCAGGCAUGGCACGCAGAUCUAGGGUACUACGAAAAGGACGUGCCAUUGCCAGACCUUGUGACAUUGACCUCGCUCCAGCGGUUCCGCUGCGAAGCGGGUUAUCUUCUCAACCCCUCCAAGAAUAAAGCCAUCGUCUCGGACUCCCACUGGCUCCAAUCAUUCUGGGCUUGGGUGGAACGUGCUGCGAAAAUAGCCAAGAAUGGCAACAUGGCACAAGACAAUUUUGAUCUCUCUUACGUAGGCGUCUAUGGACUCUGGAUGGAAGACAUUGAUCCUGAGCACCGAAAGCUCGGCCAGAGCCCUAAUAAACUUGGGAAAACCAUUGAGAAUCUCGUGCGACGCUUGAACAUACCGGGCAUCAACAAAAUAACGACCGAAUAUCCUGCCAACAGGCAGCUCUGCCUCUAUUCAGCCGGCUUAGCGUGGUCCUCGGAUGAACUCGACUUGAUUGUCAAACGGCUAGUGACGAAAAAUCAGCACACAAAGGCGGCAGCAUUGGCUCUGUUUGCGAUGGAUCGCAAAUUGGCGUACAAGGCUCUCCGCAGCAAGACCGCCAAUCAGUCCCACAAAAUGCUGGCCAUGGCAAUUGCAGGGGCAUUCAAGAAAGCCCGAAACGAAGAUGCUGGGGCCAUAAGCCCUGAUGAGUCGGAUGCCCAGGACGAUUGGGUCGACACUAUUUCAUCCCUUGCCGAUGAGUUGACUGAUCCCUAUGCGCGAGCCAUCCUGGCAUAUGUCAAGUCUGGGGAUUGGUCGAAUGUUGUUGCCGAAGAAUCCCUGCCCCUCAAAUACCGCGUCUGCAUUGCUCUGCGACACUAUGACGACUCGAAAUUGACAAAGUACAUCUCACAAGCGACCAAGGAAGCAUUGACCACAGGAGACAUUGAGGGUGUUGUUCUGACUGGCACGGCGACGCAGGCUGCUUUUGACCUGAUGAACGGCUACGUUCAGCGCUUUGGCGACCUCCAGACAGCGGUCUUGGCACUUUGCUCGACUGUUCCACGAUACUUGGAUGACGAGGCAGUGCUUCGCAAGUUCAAUGGUUGGAAAGAUGCUUACAGGCACAUGAUAAACAGCUGGAAUUUGAAGUUUGACAGAGUUCGCUUUGACAUUGCCUGCCAAAACGCCGCUAGAGACGAAGCAGGGAGACCGCUCAUUCCUCCAGCAAGGCAGCAAGUACGUCUCGUCUGCAGAUUUUGCGCACAGAGCAUCGCACAUUUGGCGGGGAUGAAUGGCGAAAACGCUCCCGGCCACAAGGUUGUGGACACUCCUCGUCACCCGCUGACCAAGGAGAAGGCCGCGGCCAUUGGGAUCGUCUGCCCCAAGUGCGAACGCCAUUUGCCACGUUGUGGUGUUUGCGACCUCUGGCUCGGAAUUCCUGACGAAUCGUAUCUGCCGUGGUACGGGUCGCAACAAGCAUCAAAGCAUGAUGCUGGCAAAGGUAAUCAUGAUCUCAGUGCCAGCGUUGCCGGAAGUGUGCAGACUACGCUUGGACCCGACUCCACGGCCGGGUCAACCGUGAAAGGCACAACCAGCUCGCCCCGACCAAGAAACUCGGUUGCAGUGAACUCGAAGAUUUCAACAAGUGAUUCCUCGACAAGGACGGCCGUUCCUAGUCCCCAGACAGCGGCCGGCAAAGGCGUUGUGGACUCCAUUCCCGACAUCAUGGUGGCUGCGCCGCCAGGUUCAGCCCCGGCUCAAGAACCUGACGACGACGAAAUGAGGACGGCUGAGGCCGCACGGAAGUGGGAUACCGCCAUGUCUCGGUUCACCGUGAUGUGUCUCAAGUGUUCCCAUGGGUGUCACGCCGCACAUGCGCGGAUGUGGUUCGAAAAGCAUCGUGUGUGUCCCGUACCUGACUGUACAUGUCUGUGCAACGAGUGA
Molecule: messenger RNA, 3249 nt
Organism: Fonsecaea multimorphosa CBS 102226
Lineage: Eukaryota; Fungi; Ascomycota; Eurotiomycetes; Chaetothyriales; Herpotrichiellaceae
Exons: 1
Coding region: 1-3249 (1082 amino acids)
Biological process (GO): positive regulation of TORC1 signaling
Cellular component (GO): cytoplasm
Molecular function (GO): protein binding
Source: RefSeq, a predicted model, not a curated record